UCAUAAGGAGGAGAAUAUACAACCAGGGCACCACCUAAAACUGAGACAUUACAAUUCUCAUAGUAAUGGCGGAGAUUGUGAUUCUUCUAGCCAUUAGGAAGAUUGGAAUUGCCUUGGCAAAGGCAGCGGCAGACCAGGCCAGCGUACAGUUGGGAAAGUAUGGCACACAACUACUAGAACUACAGGGCAGUAUGGGCCGUGUUGGUAGGGAGCUUCGUAUAAUGCAUGAUGUUCUAUGUCAGAUGGACAUUCGUAGUCGCAACAAUCAAGUAUAUGAGGGCUGGUUGGAGGAGGUACAGAAAGUAGCAUAUGUGAUGGAGGACAUGGUGGAUGAGUACUUGUAUCUUGUUGGUCGGGAACAAGAUAUUGGUUUGUUUUUUUUUCUGAAGAAGGGUUUCAAGAAGCCAAGAUCUCUGCUUUCUUUGAACAAGGUAGCUUCCAAGGUGAAGGAAAUAGAGAAAGAUCUUUCACACCUCUCGGAUACAAAAAACCGUUGGGUUCCCACAAUAAAUAACAGGGAUGCAAGCAACUCAAAUUACAUUGUUAAGAGAUCCCAAGAUCUAGCAAACAUUUCACGCUCCCUUGAUGAAGAAGAUCUAGUGGGGGUGGAUAAAAACAGAGAAAAACUCGAGGAGUGGUUGGAAGGUGAUGAUCUGGACUACUCUGUGAUAGCUCUGCUCGGAAUGGGAGGUCUUGGUAAAACUGCUUUAGCUGCAAAUGUCUACAAGAAGGAGAGGGAGAAAUUCCAGUGUCACGCUUGGGUCUCCAUCUCUCAAACUUAUUCUAGAGAAGAUGUCAUGAGAAAUAUAAUCAAAGAACUUUUUAAAGAUAAUGUCAGUGUUCUAUCUAGCACUCUGUCUAUGGACAUCAUGAGCCUUGAAGAGACAGUAAAGAAAUAUCUGGAGCAAAGGAAGUACUUGAUCAUAUUGGAUGAUGUUUGGACUUAUGAAGCAUUUUAUGAUUUGUCAAGGAUGUUUGUUCACAAUGAUAAGGGCAGUAGAGUGAUGCUCACAACAAGGGAUGCCCAUGUUGCCGCACUUGCUUCUGGAGGGCGUAUCUUAACACUGGAAGCUUUACCAGAAGACAAGGCUUGGGAUCUCUUUUGUAAGAAAGCCUUUCCAAGCGAUACAAAUCAUCAAUGUCCUACAGAAAUGAAGCCAUCGUCCAUGGAAAUAGUUAGCAAGUGCAAAGGCUUGCCUCUUGCUAUUGUGUCAGUUGGUAGCAUGUUGCGUGUGCGUGAGAAAACCGUGGAAGAAUGGAGAAGAAUAAAUGACCAACUGGGCUGGGAGAUUAUUAACAAUUCAAGGCUGGACCACAUAAGGAAUGUUUUGCAUCUGAGCUUCAUCUACCUCCCAACAUACUUGAAAAGUUGUUUCCUGUACUGCAGCUUAUUUCCAGAAGACUAUCAUUUUAAAAGGAAACAACUUGUCCGGUUAUGGACAGCAGAGGGGUUCAUCGAGGAGAGGGGUGAAAGCACACUAGAAGAAGUGGCAGAAUGCUAUCUAAAAGAGUUGGUUGAUAGAAACAUGUUGCAACUUGUUGAGAGGAACUCAUUUGAUAGGAUGAAGAAAUUCAGAAUGCACGAUCUCGUACGUGAACUGGCAAUUGAUUUGUGCAAGAAGAACUGUUUUGGUGUUAGUUAUGAGGAUCAGUGUGGGGGGUCUCUUGAGAUGGAUGGACGUCGGUUGGUACUUCACAAACUAAAGAAGGAUAUUCAGCAGCCAUUUUCCAAUAUGCACCAGCUCCGGACUGUCAUUACACUGGGUGAUAGCAAGUCAUCAUUCACUCUACUACCUCUGUUGUGUAAUGAGUCAAGAUACCUGACAGUGCUAGAAUUAAGUGGUCUACCCAUCAAGAAGAUUCCAGAUGCCAUUGGAGAUCUUUUUAAUCUCCGCUAUUUGGGUUUGCGUGAUUCAAAAGUGAAGAAGCUCCCGAAAUCUGUUGAGAAGCUUUAAAAUUUGCUGACGUUGGACCUUUUUGAAUCUGACAUACAUGAGUUGCCUAGUGGGAUUGUAAAACUAAAGAAGCUCAGGCACUUAUUUGCUGAGAGAGUAUUUGAUCGAACAGGGAGGGAUUUUAAAUGUCUGAGUGGUGUGCAUAUCCCCAAUGGUCUUGGAAAUCUAACUAAUCUGCAGACAUUGCAAUCAUUGGCAGCACAAGAUGAGUCUCUUAGGCAUUUAGGGGUGCUGAGGCAAAUGAGAAGCUUGAGGUUAUGGAAUGUGAAGGGAAGUUACUGUGGACUUAUCAGUGAAUCUCUAGUUCAUAUGCGGCAUUUGUCCUACCUAGAAGUGAAUGCAAGCGAUGAGAACGAGGUUCUUUUGUUGAAUGUCUGCCUGCCAAGCCUGCAAAAUCUAGUUUUGAGAGGACGACUAGCUGAAGGGGCAUUGGACGAGUCUCCUCUCUUCCAAGCUGUUGGGGGACAAAACUUGUAUGCAUUGUCUCUAUUAUGGUCACAGCUGAGAGAAGAACCCCUGCCAUCCCUUUCUCGGUUGUCAAACUUGACACGUCUAGAGUUCAGCAAAGCAUACAACGGAGAGCAGCUGACGUUUCUCGCGGGGUGGUUUCCCAUGCUAAAGAUUCUCUUUCUAAGAGACCUGCCUAAUGUGAGUCGGCUAGAGAUAGCAGAAGGUGCCAUGGCAAGCCUGGAGAAACUAUUCUUAGUCAACCUCAGCAGCAUGACGGAGGUCCCACCCGGCAUUGAGUUCCUCCUGCCCCUCCAGUAUCUAACCUUCCGCGAAAUCACCAAUGACUUGUUCACAUCCCUGUGCCAGUGCUCUGCAAUUCAAGGGAAGUGGCGGUAUACUCUCCGAGAUUGAACUGCU
This is a messenger RNA of Hordeum vulgare subsp. vulgare (domesticated barley), 2822 nucleotides long. RefSeq names its product disease resistance protein RPM1-like. Gene Ontology annotation, biological process: defense response to other organism. The record is from RefSeq and is a predicted model, not a curated record. Gene Ontology annotation, molecular function: ADP binding. NCBI's taxonomy places the organism in Eukaryota, Viridiplantae, Streptophyta, Magnoliopsida, Poales, Poaceae.